AUGGGCGUGCAAAUGCAAAAGGAAAUCAAGUGUGAAAGCUAAAUCUCAUCAAAUGAUCCACCCAAUUAAUCGCUCCAUCUCUGACACUACCAUCAUUGAAUAUCUGUCCUGUAUCUAUACCUCCUUAUACUGUAUCUAUAUAUUGUAUUGCUCUAUAAAGCUGUUAAAGACUAGACCAACCGAACCCAUUUCACUGUUUCUUUUCUUCAUCUGGACCUGACCUACAUGUAUAGCUCUAGAAAUAGAGAAGAGGGUUAAAGAUGUCUCAGAAAUGUGAUGAUUUACGGUUGAGUUUGAGUUUGAGUUUGAGUUUGAGAUGCCCAGAGAAUGUUAAUCCACCGCCACCGCCGCUGGCUCCUCCACCACCACCACAACCACCGUUUCCAUUGAGCCUGUUGCAAUCUCCUUUGCCUUUCAUGCAGCGGCAGAAUCAGAAGUCUCCAACCGCUGAUCCGUUUCAAUUAUCUGCGGAUCGGCAUGUUGAGGGGAGAUCGUUUCUCCGGGGGAUUGACAUGAAUAAACCGAUAACUCUAACAGACCUUGAGGAAGAAGUGAUGGUUUCAUCUCCAAACAGUACAGUCUCAAGUUUGAGUGAGAAAAGGAGUGAGAGAGAAGAGAAUGAGGCGGAGAGGGCCUCGAGUUCUAUGGAGGUGGAUGAGGACGGUGGCGACGCCACGGGGAGGAAGAAACUCCGGCUGACUAAAGAACAAGGAGCGGUGCUUGAAGAGACUUUCAACGAACAGAACACUCUCACUCCGAAGCAAAAAUUGACUUUAGCGAAUCAGCUAAAUUUGAGACCAAGACAGGUGGAGGUGUGGUUUCAGAACAGAAGGGCAAGGACAAAGUUGAAGCAAACGGAGGUAGAUUGCGAGUAUCUGAGGCGUUGCUGCGAAAAUCUGACAGCGGAAAACAGGCGAUUGACGAAGGAGGUGAACGAGCUGAGAGCACUGAAACUUUCCCCACAGUUUUACAUGAAUAUAUCUCCUCCUACUACCCUCACCAUGUGUCCUCAGUGUGAACGCGUGGCUGUGUCUUCCACAUCUUCUGCAACUCGACAAUGCAAUCCAGUAGCGGCUCACCACCAACGACCAAUUCCUGUGACCUCAUUGGCUGCCAUGAUUCCGUCUCAACCACUUGAUGCCCACUGCCACAAUGCCUAGCUUCAGUGAGAAGGAUUUCACUUCCUCGGGACGAUGAAGUUUUGCCACCGGAAAGAGUGACCGAGGGGGAUGGAGGAAGGCUCUUUUGAUUAGGAGCAAUGAAACCUGGUAGAGGAUAGAAAUAGAGAA
Molecule: messenger RNA, 1289 nt
Organism: Olea europaea var. sylvestris
Lineage: Eukaryota; Viridiplantae; Streptophyta; Magnoliopsida; Lamiales; Oleaceae
Product: homeobox-leucine zipper protein HAT4-like
Exons: 4
Coding region: 261-1160 (299 amino acids)
Biological process (GO): regulation of DNA-templated transcription
Cellular component (GO): nucleus
Molecular function (GO): sequence-specific DNA binding; DNA-binding transcription factor activity, RNA polymerase II-specific
Source: RefSeq, a predicted model, not a curated record